This is a messenger RNA of Xiphophorus maculatus (southern platyfish), 3619 nucleotides long. RefSeq names its product HECT and RLD domain containing E3 ubiquitin protein ligase 3 (gene herc3). The record is from RefSeq and is a predicted model, not a curated record. The transcript has 25 exons. Bases 219 to 3368 code for a protein of 1049 amino acids. Lineage: Eukaryota; Metazoa; Chordata; Actinopteri; Cyprinodontiformes; Poeciliidae. Gene Ontology annotation, molecular function: ubiquitin-protein transferase activity.
GUGACGUAAGCAGCUAUAGCACUUCCUCGUUUGUUUUCUGAGUUGCACACCAGAAGCCAAACGCCCCUUCCUCAACAUGCAUUUGUCAAGGGUUGGAGUUUACAUGAAGAGGAGAAAGCGGGGCUGAUCUGAGGCUUCAACAGAAUCGUCUCCCUCCAUCUGGCCCUCGCUCUCUACGCCUCUUCAGACUGCUGCUCAUUUCCUCUCCUUUCUUCAGCAUGCUGUGCUGGGGGAACGCUAGGGAUGGGCAGCUGGGCAUCGGCGCGGAGAGGAACCCCGCAUUUGAGCCCAGGAGCUGCCAUGUGUUCAGCGGGCGGGGACUGAAGGAGGUCGUGUGCGGAGGGCAGCACACGCUGUUUCUGCUGCACGACGGCAGCGUUUACACGUGUGGCUCCAACAGUUGCGGACAGCUGGGCCACAACAGAGAUGGGACGUCCCCAGAGCUGGUUGGGGCUCUGGAUACCCAGAAGAUAACGAUGGUGUCGUGUGGCCGGGCGCAUUCGAUGGCCAUCAAUGAGCAGGGUCAGGUGUUUGCAUGGGGAGCCGGAGAAGGCGGACAGCUCGGCCUGGGGACAGUGGAGGCGGCCGUUCGAAUCCCGAGGUUGGUCAAAAGGCUUUGUGACCACAGCAUCUCCCAAGUGAUGUGUGGAAACCAGCACUGUAUCGCACUUUCUAGAGAUGGUCAGCUGUUCACUUGGGGUCAGAACACCAGCGGCCAGCUGGGUCUGGGUAAAGGAGAGCCAAGCAAACUGACGCCUCAUCCCCUAAAGUCCCUGGCAGGGAUUCCUCUGGCUCAGAUAACUGCUGGAGGAGACCACAGUUUUGCCCUCUCCCUGUCGGGAGCCGUCUUCGGAUGGGGCAAAAACAGGGCGGGGCAACUUGGACUGAAUGACAAACAAGAUCGAGCCGUCCCAUGUCACAUCAAGUUUCUGAGAUCACAAAAAGUUGUUUAUAUCAGCUGUGGAGAUGAGCACACCGCUGCCCUCACAAAGGACGGAGGCCUGUUUACGUUUGGCGACGGCUCAUGGGGUCAGCUGGGUCACGGCUCCACCAACAACGAGCUUCUACCGAGGCGGGUUCUGGAGCUGAUGGGCACUGAGGUUUCCCAGAUCGCCUGUGGCAGGCACCACACUCUGGCCUUAGUCCCGUCGUCCAGCAUGGUUUAUGCAUUCGGCUGCAACAGCCACGGCCAGCUGGGCACGGGAAUCCUGGGGGAUUCAAGAAGCCCGUUUCCCGUGAAGUCCAGCUUCCUGACUGGAAACCUGCAGAGAAGAGAUUCAAAGCAAUAUACAGUUGUAAAAAUCAUAUGUGGAGGAGACCACAGUUUCUUAUUGUACUCCAAUGAACAGAGUUCUGCUGCCACAGAGGACUUCAGAGUGGUUAAUGUCAGUAAAAGCCUCGCCCCGAUCAACUACGAACAGUUAAACUCAUGGAGAUUAAAAAUGAUGUACAGCACAGACUCUGCUGUUGCAAAUGACAUUGUGAUCCAGCUCUCCUCCACAGCCUGUUGGAACGCCAGCUUCCUGGACCAAAGUGAUGACACUCACUUCAAGACCAACCCAAAGAUCCCGGGUAUUGAUCUGAACUCGGUCAGAACGCUGUUUGAGGUUCUCAGCAAACCGGCCUUCUCUGGACUCCUGGAACAGGCCUCGAAGAGUUUUGAGAGCCUGCUGAUCCCCCAACUACCCCGCUCGCCACCGGAUGUUGAGGCCAUGAGGAUCUACCUCAUCUUGUCCGAGUACCCUGCCCUGCAGGACUCCAAGAACUACAUCCGUCUCACUAUUCCCCUGGCAAUGGCUAUUCUCCGGCUAGACGCCAACCCCAGCAAAGUAUUGGAUAACUGGUGGUGCUUUAUGGACGGCAGCUUCUUCACCAGAAUGGUCGACAUGUACAAACACAUCGUUGUGUUCAUGCUGACGGGCGGCAAGACGAUCCUGGUGCCCGUCUUCUACGAUAACUACUUCCUGGCCACGCUGCAGCUUCUGGAGAAACUCCACAAGGUAAACUUAAGGGCGAAUCACGUGGAGUACAGUCGCUUUUAUAUCCCAGACAUCAGCGGCCUGGUGGACAUCCAGGAGGACUACCUCAAAUGGUUUCUGACUAAAGCUGAGAUUAAAAUGGGCUCCUCCCCCUCACAGCAGAACGACUUUCCCUCAGUGAACCUCUGUGCCUUCCCGUUCAUCCUGAACGCCCAAGCCAAGACGACAAUGCUGCAAACAGAUGCUGAACUGCAAAUGCAGAUGGCCGUCAGCGGUGCAAAUCUGCACAACGUCUUCAUGCUGCUCACGCUGGAGCCCCACCUCGCUAGGAACCCAUAUCUGGUGCUGCAUGUGCGCAGGAACCAUUUAGUCAGUGACACGCUGCGGGAGCUCACCAUGUACUCUGAUGUGGAUCUCAAGAAGCCCCUCAAGGUGAUCUUUGAUGGCGAGGAAGCCGUAGACGCAGGCGGCGUAACUAAAGAGUUCUUCCUGCUGCUGCUAAAGGAGCUUCUAGAUCCUGUUUAUGGGAUGUUCACUCAUUAUAAAGACUCCAACCUGCUGUGGUUCUCUGACAAAUGUUUUGUGGAGCAGAACUGGUUUCAUCUGAUCGGGAUCGUCUGCGGUCUGGCCAUCUAUAACUCCACUGUGGUGGAUCUGCACUUUCCUCUGGCGCUCUACAAGAAGCUGCUGGACGUGUCGCCUUCACUGGACGAUUUCAAAGAGCUCUCGCCAACAGAAGCCAGGAGUCUUCAGCAACUUCUAGACUAUGAAGGAGGAGACGUAGAAGAGACGUUUGUUCUCAGCUUUGCUAUCACCAGGGAAAACUACGGGAUGACAGAAGUCAAGGAGCUGAUUCCUGGAGGAGAGAGCAUCGCUGUGGACAAAAACAACAGGAAGGAGUUUGUGGAGGCCUACCUGCGCUACGUGUUCUCCGACUCGGUGAGCGAACAGUACUCGGCCUUCUCCGCCGGCUUCCUGAAAGUGUGCGGAGGGGAGAUCCUGUCGCUGUUCCAGCCCUCUGAGCUGAUGGCCAUGGUGGUCGGGAACAACAAUUACAACUGGGAGGAGAUGGAAAAGAACGCCGUUUACAAAGGGGAGUAUACCGCCACUCACCCGACAGUCCGACUUUUCUGGGAGGUUUUCCACGAAUUCCCGCUGGAGAAGAAGAAGCAGUUCUUAUUGUUCCUGACGGGAAGCGACCGCAUCCCCAUCCACGGCAUGGAGAGCCUCCGCAUCGUCAUCCAGUCCACCACGGCGGAGGAACACUACCUGCCCGUGGCUCACACCUGCUACAACCUGCUGGACAUGCCGCGCUACCAGACCAAAGAGACGCUGCGCCGCCGCCUGACUCAGGCCGUGGAGCAGUACGAGGGCUUCAGCCUGGUCUGAGGCGCCGCCGCUCCUCCGGGGGCUGUCACGCACUUUAACGCGAGUAUCAGCAGGAGGAUGCUGGACGCACUCCAUGUUGAUUAAUAUCUUAAAUCUACAAAGGUCUAUCUGUAUAAAUGAUGUUUUUAUAUCGGUUUUACGGCUGGAAAAUGUUUGAAACUAUAAGGGUUUGAUCAGCCGACGUUGAUAUUUGGAAAUAAGUCAUUCAGAUAAAGAGAUUGCUUCCUGAAAUUUGCACACAAAAAAAAAAA